This is a messenger RNA of Cokeromyces recurvatus, 2310 nucleotides long. RefSeq lists its product as uncharacterized. Gene Ontology annotation, molecular function: acyltransferase activity, transferring groups other than amino-acyl groups. The coding region runs from base 277 to 2247 and encodes 656 amino acids. The transcript is spliced from 7 exons. The record is from RefSeq and is a predicted model, not a curated record. NCBI's taxonomy places the organism in Eukaryota, Fungi, Mucoromycota, Mucoromycetes, Mucorales, Mucoraceae.
GUUCUGUAUAAUACCACUUUUUUAUUUCUGAGCUAAUUAAUAUGAAGAAAAAAUUUCCUUAUAAUUUAGAAGGUUUAACUUGGGAUAAUGAGCAUAAACGAAAUAUUGAAGAUAAAUAUUGUUAUUGUGGUAAAGGAAUCAAAGAAGAUCAACCUAUGAUUCGUUGUGAUAAAUGCAAACAAUUCUUUCAUCGAGGUAAUUGACAUUAUAUACUUAAGAUCAACAAGUAUUGAAGACUGCUUUUUGUUUUUUGUUUUUAAAGAUUGCAUUAAUUGUAUGGUUAAACCUUUGUUAUUUGGAGAUACAUUUGGUGUUUUUAAUUGUUCAGUAUGUAAUGAAGGACCAGAAACAUUUCAAAGAAAAGGAUUAAGCUGGAUCUCUAUUGUUCAUUUAGUUAUUUAUAAUUUGAUAAGAAACGCACAAAUAGAGGAUGAGAAAAAACCCAAAAAAGACAGACGAGAUCAUUAUUACUUUCGCUGGAAAGAAGACGUAUGUGCGUUUAUUGAUAAUUAUUGGGAUUAUCUUAUACCUGAUAAGCAAAGAUCUUUAACUUGGAAUAAUACAAUCGCAAGUGUUUUAUCAACUCAUAGUAAUAUAUUUCUGUCAGGCUUGGAAAAAUUUCAUCAGAGUGCUUGGUGGACACUUCACAAGAUAGAACCACCAUCAAGUGAAAAGAAGUCAAAGGCAGCAGCAAAGUUAAAACCAAAUUUAAAAAAACCGUUAAAAAGAACGAAAAUAGAAAACGAUAAUUUACCGAAACAAAAGAGACUAAAGAAAAUAAAGAAAGAACAAAGAAAAGAAGAAGAAGAAGACACAGAUUUAUUAGACUUUAGUUCACUGUCAGAAUUAUCCUCUGCUAAUGAAUCAUCUUCAGAAACUGAGGAUAAACCAACUAGAGCUUUUAAAGAAAACAUGGCAAAGAAAAAAAAAUCAUCCAAAGAACAAAAUACAAAACCAGUAGUUAAAGUAAAAGAAGAAGAGCAACCUGUUGCUUUAGCUUCAUUUGGUUCACCAUCUAAACUUAUAUCUGUAAAUAUGUCUCAAUCUAGCAUACCCUCAGUUUCCCCAAACCCUUCACUAUCGCCUUCAUCAACUGUACAAACAUUGCAUACUACUCCUAACUUAUCCCCAUCUGUCAGUAUAACUACAGAAAUUCCAAAAUCUCAAGAAAUACAAUUAAUUUCAGAAUCACCUUCAUUGCCUCCUCAUGAAGAGUCUAUACCCAUUACUUCUACUCCUCAAUCAGUUAAGACAAGUACCCAUACUACUUUGCAAAACUCUUCAUUAGGCACCUCAGCCCUUACACCACAGGGAGAAUGGUUACUUUUACAAAAGCUUGAGCGAUCCUCUAAAAAUUUAACAUCUGCUGCUCAUCGAUAUAAACGUAAAUUAGCUGUACGUAGAUUAAAACGAAAUUUAGGUAUCAAACUCUUUGAUAUAGAUCAGCAUCUUGUAAAUCUAUUAAGAAUGCCAAAACAUAACUUGGAACCUAUUUCUAAAGAAACUAUUAUCCAACCCGCAUCUAAUCAAUACAUAGAGCAGCAACAAGAUGAUCAACAGCAAUUACUUGAUAAAAUCACAUUUACACCUUAUACAUCCUCUUUUGCUUCUCGACUCUAUGGUUCAAUUCGUCAAUGUAAUACAAUUACUCGAGAAGAACCAUGGCUAUCAUCUUGGAAUGGUCGUAAAUUACGUCCUUUCAUAAGACGUGAUUUUCAGAGUAAACCAAAACGUAUGCUUUUAUUAGGACAAAUCAAAGCUUGUAAAGGAAAACCUAUAGCUAAGGGAGAAAAAGAACCGAGUGGUAUAAUAGAAGGUGAAAGUAUUGACUAUGUUUAUUUUCAGAAAGAGCAUUUAGAACAAGUAAACAGGUUAUUAAGUCGAUCCUUUUGGGAGGGCAUUGAUGUUUCAGAAUCUUUGUUAUUUCCAGAAUUCAGUAUUGUAGCACUCUAUAAACGGCAUGUUAUUGGAUGUGCUUUUAUGACACCAGAGGCAUAUAUCACUUAUUUUACAGUUGAUCCUGGAUGGAGAAAUGCUAACAUAGGACAAUUUAUGCUAUAUCACUUAUUUCAAACCGCGAUUGGUAAAGAUAUAACACUUCAUGUCUUUGCAAAUAAUAAUGCUAUGAUUUUAUAUCAAAAGUUUGGAUUUAAACCUGAAGAAUUUAUAGUCAACUUUUAUGACAAAUAUUUACCUGCUGAUAGUUCUUUCAGUAAGAAUGCAUUCUUUUUACGUUUAAGAAGAUAAUAAAGUUUCAUUUUUUGUGUUACGAUUUAUAUACUGUACAACUUGAUAACCCUUACACAAAAG